Rhagoletis pomonella (apple maggot) is the source of this 3278-nucleotide messenger RNA. RefSeq lists its product as uncharacterized. Lineage: Eukaryota; Metazoa; Arthropoda; Insecta; Diptera; Tephritidae. The record is from RefSeq and is a predicted model, not a curated record. The annotation marks the transcript as partial. The transcript has 2 exons.
ACGAAUACAUUCUGAUCUCUUUGGAUGUUACUGCUUUGUUCAACAACGUACCAAAAGAACUGGUAUUAAAUGCAAUCAAUUCUAGACGGAAUUAUUUAAAUAACGCUAAGAUCCCUUUUGGAGAGUUGAAACAGUGCAUUGAACUCUUAAUGGAUUCCACGGUUUUCAAAUUCAACAACCUCUACUAUGAGCAAAUCUUUGGUACUCCGAUGGGGAGUCCAAUAUCCCCUAUUUUAGCGGAUCUAGUUAUGCAGGAUUUAGAAGUUUCCUGCCUCGAUAAGUUGAGCUUUGAGGUACCCUUUUACUAUAGAUACGUGGAUGAUAUUAUCACCGCUGUCCCUAAGAAUAAACUUGAUGAAACUCUUAAUACUUUCAAUAAUUUCCAUUCCCGUCUGCAAUUCACAUUCGAGCUAGAAAAAGAUUACAAUAUCAACUUUUUAGAAGUUUGCAUAACGAGUUUGAAACCAGGGGGACAGGCGCUGUCGCCAGCGGAGUACAAGUGUCGACUUGGGAUUCUCGAAUCCUACUUUAAGCAAAUACUGUCGAUACAAUCAGAAAUUGAAGAAUUAGAUCCAGAAGACAACGCCCGCGGGGAUUUAGAAGAUCUCUAUGUAACGACGAAAUUGAGUAUUCAGACGCAAUUCGGGGAGGACCAUAACGCAACACUUUUAGAUUCCACUUGCAUAGUGCAAGCGAGCUCAAAAUUGCCGCAGUUGAAAUUACCCUCUUUUUCUGGAAAGUAUUCCGAAUACAGGAAUUUCAUCACGUCGUUCAAGCAAAUUAUUGAUCGCGAACUAAGUCUUUCCAACAUUGAGAAAUUCAACCACUUGCGCAAUUGCUUACAUGGCCAAGCUUUGGAAGCAGUUAAUGCGUUUCAAGUCACGAAUGAAAAUUAUUCUAAAGCGUUGGAAAGACUUAGAGCUCGUUUCGACAAUCCAACACUUAUUUUUUUGGAAAACAUCUCGUCGUUGUUCGAGCUUCCUUCGGUUUCAAAAUCCAAUUGUGUUGAAUUACUAAGUCUCAUUGACAACGCCUCUGCAAUUUUCGGUUCUUUACGUUCCUUGGGUACCGAAGGUGAAAUUGCCCAAGCCAUGCUAAUAUAUUUGGUUAUACAUAAGGCUGACGAUGACACAAAAAAGAAAUGGAAACAAUCAUUGGACUUUAAAAGGUUACCUUCUUGGGAAAACUGCACCGAUGUUCUGGAAAGACAUUGCCAAUACCUCGAGUCACUUGCUGGCAAUAGCGCUUCCGCUCCGCUAACUCCGACAAAUAGUAAGGGCUCGAGAGGACACAAACAACAGAAGAGUCAUACAUUUGCGCUUUCUAAUUCGCCAUGCGGGGUCUGUUCAAGCGGGAGCCAUAAGAUUUUUAAUUGUGAUCGCUUCAAAUCUUUGACCGUCAUACAGCGCUUUGAGCAAGUAAAACGAAUAGGGCUCUGUAUUAAUUGUCUCACUAGAGGCCAUCAGUUGUCAAGUUGUCCAUCAUUGCAAAGGUGCAAAAUUUGUUCGCGACAACAUCACAGCCUACUUCACCGUGCUACAUCGAGUUCGCCAGAAUCUUCCAACUCUUUGAAUCAGUCACCUCAACCGCUAUCAACACCAGGUUUGUCUGCGACCUCAAGUCGUGCUACCACUCACACUCACUUAAAACACUCUUCGUUCUAUCAAGUAAUUCUGGCUACUGCCAUUGUCCUAGUUCGUGACGCUUCAGGCACCUAUAGACAGGGCAGAGCAUUGCUGGACUCUUGUUCACAAGCUAAUUUCAUUACCGACGAAUUUUCCCAAAGGCUUUUGCUACCCAGAAGCAAACACAAUAUUGAAAUCUGCAGUAUUGGGCAGACAUCAACCAACAUCAAGUACAAAACUACUACAUGUAUCAAAUCCCGAACAACCGGUGUCGAAUUGCCUCUAGCAUUUUGCGUGACAUCAAACAUUGCUUACGAAUCGGGAUUGGAGAUCGAUAUUUCAGCUUGGAAUAUACCAUCAAAUAUAGAACUUGCUGAUGAACAGUUUUAUAAGUCCACACGAAUUGAUAUUCUUCUAGGCACCGAAACCUUUUUCAGUUUAUUAUCGGUCGGCCAGAUUAAGCUUGGCGAUAAUUUACCAGUUUUGCAAAAGACGUUGUUGGGAUGGGUUGUCUCAGGUCGCUACCAGUCAAAUAGCAACAACAUUAGAUCAUUAUGUAUGGUAGCUUGUAAUGAUGAACUAGAUAAAAAACUGGAACAACUCUGGAGGCUCGAGGAAGUCACGUCCGUUGGAGACAUGUGGACUCGUGAGGAACACAGUUGUGAACGCCUGUACACGAACACGGUUUCACGAAGCCAGACCGGAAGAAUAAUUGUCAAACUUCCAUUUAAAGAUGACCCCUGUUGCUUGGGUGCUUCGUAUACGACUGCUCUGCGUCGUUUUAUGUCACAAGAGCGCCGCUUGUGGCAGUCUCCAGAACUCGGAAAACAGUACGCUGCCUUUAUGGAGGAAUACGAAAACUUGGGACAUAUGAGUAUUGUUGAGGAGCCAAAUCUUAAUGAACCUCACUACUUUAUACCACAUCACUGCGUCUUAAAGCCAUCAAGCACUUCGACGAAAUUGAGGGUUGUCUUUGACGCGUCCUGCCGCACCACUUCGCAAAGAUCACUCAACGAUAUACAAAUGAUCGGGCCAACACUACAAAGAGAGUUAGUAAUGCUCCUUUUAAGUUUUCGACUACAUCGUUUCGCAUUAACCGCUGACAUUGUAAAAAUGUACAGACAGGUGAUCAUAAGCCCAGAACAUCGCAAGUUCCAAUAUAUUCUUUGGAGAAAAUCGUCUACAGAUAAGAUUAGUACGUACCAAUUAAAUACGGUUACUUAUGGAAUGGCCGCCGCACCAUACCUCGCAAUACGAAGCCUAUUCUAUUUAGCUGAUCAGUACGCAUCACAAUUCAAAAUAGGGUCAAACGUCAUCAAAUCAUCGUUUUAUGUAGACGAUCUUUUAUGUGGUGCCGAUUCAGUCGCUGAACUUUUUCGAAUCAAACAUGAGGUACGCGAAUUGCUGAAAUUGGGUGGGUUUGAGCUUGCGAAGUGGCACUCAAACCAUCCGGAGCUCAAAGUUGUAGGAACUGUGAAGGAUUUGAAACUGGACGAUUCCAUCACAAGCACACUCGGUAUUAAAUGGAAUCAGAAUUGUGACUCUUUCCUUUUCACAUUUGAACCGAAGCAGCGUAGCAAUAGCCGAAUCACAAAGCGAUAUAUUUUAUCUAUUGCAUCUACCCUUUUCGAUCCUCUUGGUCUUCUAGCUCCG